UUUCUCAAUGAAAAGGUACUGCAACAUCCCCACGCAAUUACCAUUUUUGAGGAUUUUGUCUAUUGGACCGACAGAUACAUCAACCGCGUGAUCCGGGCCAACAAGUGGCACGGACAGAACCAGACAGUGAUGCUGUAUAAUCUGCCCCAGCCCAUGGGUCUGGUGGCUCUUCAUCCUGCCCGACAGCCUGCAGGUUAUAACCCCUGUGACCCCCGUUCGAGCCCCUGCACUCAUAUCUGCCUCCUGUCAGCGAUCAGCCCCAGGUUCUAUUCCUGUGCCUGUCCGUCUGGAUGGACUCUCGCCGCUGACCAGUUCACAUGCGCUAGAGUUGAGGAUCCAUUCCUGGUGGUGGUGAGAGACAGCAUCAUUUACGGCAUCCCGCUCAACCCGAAUGAUAAGAGCAAUGACGCAAUGGUGCCAGUCGCCGGGCUGCUGAAUGGAUAUGACGUCGACUUUGAUGAUGCUGAGCAGAUGAUCUAUUGGGUGGAACAUCCGGGGGAGAUUCAUCGAGUAAAGUCAGAUGGUACCAACAGAACUGAGUUCGCGCCAGCAGCCAUCCUGGGUUCUCCAGUCGGACUGGCUCUGGACUGGAUGUCUCGGAACCUGUACUACUCCAACCCUGCAUCACAGUCUAUAGAGGUUCUCAGGCUAAAAGGAGAGAUUCAGUACAGAAAGACUCUCAUCACUAACAACGGCUCACCUACUGGUGCAGGAGCUCCCGUUGGCAUUGCGGUGGAUCCGGCACGUGGAAAGAUGUACUGGACAGAUCAGGGAACAGAGAGCGGGAUCCCGGCCAAGGUGGCAUCAGCAGAUAUGGACGGCUCCAACGCAGCCAUCCUCUUCACCCAUAAUCUGGAACAUGUGGAGUUCAUAACCAUAGACAUCAGAGAGAACAAGCUCUACUGGGCUGUUACAGGAACUGGCGUGAUCGAGCGCGGUGAUCCCGAUGGAUCAAACCGCAUCACUAUGGUGAAUGGACUGUCCCAUCCGUGGGGUGUGGCCGUAUACGACUCCUACCUGUAUUUCACAGAUCGAGACUUUGAGGUGAUUGAACGCGUCGACAAAGCCACAGGACUCAACCGGGUCGUAAUGCGGGAUAACGUGGCCGGUCUCAGAGUCCUCAAAGUGCACUACAGAGACUCCUCAGCAGGCUCGUCUAACGGCUGCAGUAAUAACGUGGGGACGUGUGAGCAGUUGUGUCUGCCUCGUCCCGGUGGCCUGUUCAGCUGCGCCUGUGCGACUGGGUUCAAACUCAGUGCUGAUAACAGAACCUGUUCUCCAUACCAAUCCUAUGUGGUGAUAUCUAUGCUCACUGCCAUCAAUGGCUUCAGUCUAGGGUUUCAUAAAGUCUCUGAUGCACUCACUUUCACUAAUGGUACAAGAGGCUGAAAAAGCAUAGAUAUCCAUCUAGUGCAUGUGUACAUAGACAAACAAAGUGUUUGGUCCUUAAUCUCUCAAAGCAACAUUAAGCGUCAGGGUUUCUCACAUUUUCUGCAUGUUUCUUGUCUUUGUCUUUCCACAGGAAGCCUCUAUUUCACCAAUGCCUUCUUGACCGAGACGUACAUUGAAGUGAUUCGACUCAAUACCACGUUCCGUCGUGUCCUUCUAAAGACCCAAGUAGACAUGCCUCGUCAUAUUGCGGUGGACCCCAUGAACAGAUACCUCUUCUGGGCCGACUACGGACAGACCCCCAAAAUCGAGCGAGCUUUUCUAGAUGGUUCCAACCGGACCGUGCUGGUUUCCUCAGGCAUCGUCACCCCCAGAGGCCUGGCUUUGGACCACAGAGAUGGAUACAUUUACUGGGUGGACGAUUCCCUGGACAUGAUCGCACGAGUCCGGCCCGACGGGGGUGAGAUGAAGGUCAUACGGUACGGGAGUCGCUAUCCGACUCCGUACGGCGUCACCGUGUUUGAGGGGAAUGUAAUCUGGGUGGACAGAAACCUGAAGAAAGUCUUCCAAGCGAGCAAACAGCCAGGUGCGACCGACCAGCCACUCGUGAUCCGAGACAACAUCAACAUGCUGCGGGACGUUACCAUCUUCGACCGGAGAAUGCAGCCAAGUUCGGCCCACGAGCUCAAUAACAACCCCUGCUUGGAGUCUAACGGCGGCUGCGCUCACUUCUGCUUCGCCAUCCGAGGAUCUCAGACGAGGAAGUGUUCGUGUGCCUUUGGGAAUCUAGCUGCGGAUAGCAGCAGUUGUGUGGUAUCCCGGGAUGACUACCUUAUCUAUACGACAGAAAGCACUGUACGAUCUCUGCGGCUGGAUCCAGAGGAUCAUUCGCUGCCCUUUCCCGUGGUUAACAUGCCCCGGACUUCGGUAGCCCUUGAUUUCGACCAGUUGGAUGGCAGGAUCUAUUUCACCCAGAGCUCGGGAGCGGGCCAUAGCAAGAUUAGCUUCAUUACUUUGGCUUCGCCUACCUCUUCUGUGACAGAGGUGGCCUCAGAUCUGGGAGCUCCUGAUGGCAUUGCCUAUGACUGGAUCAAUAAGAGGAUCUAUUACAGUGACUACAUUAACCAGAGCAUCAGCUCCAUGGCAGUGGAUGGGUCUCAGAGGACUGUUGUAGCACAGGUGCCCAGACCCAGAGCCAUCAUGCUGGAUCCAUGUAGAGGGUAUAUGUACUGGACCGACUGGGGAACCAAUGCAAAGAUAGAGCGUGCAACUCUGGGAGGAAACUUCAGGACAGAGAUCGUCAACACUAGUCUGGUUUGGCCAAAUGGUCUGACACUGGACUAUGACGAUCAAAGGCUGUAUUGGGCAGAUGCCAGCUUACAGAAGAUCGAGAGAUGCUCACUCACCGGUGCUAACCGUGAGGUCAUCGUAAGCACCGCCAUCUACCCGUUUGCAAUGACAGUGUAUGGUCAGCAUAUCUAUUGGACGGACUGGAACACACGCAGCAUCUACCGUGCAAACAAGCAUUACGGCUCCGACCAGAAGGUGAUGCUACAGAACCUUCCAUCACGGCCCAUGGACAUCCACGUGCUCUCCAACAGCAAACAGCAGCAGUGCAGCAGUCCCUGCGAACAAUUCAAUGGUGGAUGCAGCCAUAUUUGCACUCCAGGUCCUCAGGGAGCAGAGUGUCAGUGUCCCUCUGAGGGCCGCUGGUAUCUGGCCGAAAACAAACACUGUAUCCCUGACAAUGGCACACGCUGUCAGUUGGGCCAGUUCACUUGCAUGAAUGGCCGCUGCAUCCGUGCCCAGUGGAAAUGCGACAACGAUGAUGACUGUGGGGACGGCAGUGAUGAACUCGAGCGGGUCUGCGGAUCCAAGAGUCAUUUCGUUUUUGCAUUUCACACCUGCGAGCCCACUGUGUUCACAUGUGGAAAUGGCCGUUGUGUGCCAUACCACUACCGCUGCGAUCACUAUAAUGACUGCGGGGAUAACAGUGACGAGACGGGCUGCAUAUUCCGUCCCUGCGACCCCAACACUGAGUUCACCUGCAAUAACGGUCGCUGCAUUGCACGGGAAUACGUCUGCAACGGAAUAAACAAUUGCUACGACAAUGGGACCUCAGAUGAGCAGAACUGCGCUGAGAGGACAUGUCAGCCAGAGCACACCAAAUGCCAGACCACCAACAUCUGCAUCCCGCGCUCGUACCUGUGUGAUGGAGAUAAUGAUUGUGGUGACAACAGUGACGAGAGCCCAACGCAUUGUGCCACAUCUACUUGUUCCCAGAACGAGUUUCGCUGCUCGAGCGGACGCUGUAUUCCCGGACACUGGUACUGUGAUGGCGGUACAGACUGCAACGAUGGUUCCGAUGAGCCCGUUACCUGUACCACCACGGUGAGGACCUGCAACUCCGACCAGUUCCGCUGCGAUGAUGGAAGGUGCAUCGCCUCGUCCUGGAUCUGCGAUGGAGACAACGACUGCGGGGACAUGAGCGACGAGGAUGAGAGACACAACUGUGCAAACCGUACCUGUUCUCCUCAGGAGUUCACCUGUAUAAAUAACAGGCCUCCUCAGAGGAAGUGUAUCCCACGGGACUGGGUGUGUGACGGAGAUGCAGAUUGUUCGGACGCAUACGAUGAGCACCAGAACUGCACUCGCAGAUCCUGCUCUGCCAACGAAUUCACCUGUAACAACGGCCUCUGCAUCCGCAACUCCUACAGGUGUGACCGUCAUAAUGAUUGUGGAGACAGCAGUGAUGAGCAGGUCUGCACCUAUCAGCCAUGCCAACAGCAUCAGUUCACCUGUCAGAACGGCCGCUGCGUCUCUCAGGAUUUCGUCUGUGAUGGGGACAACGACUGCGGGGAUGAAUCUGACGAGCUGGAUCACCUGUGCAGGACUCCAGCACCCACUUGCCCUCCCGGAAACUUCCGGUGUGACAAUGGAAACUGCAUACCUCUCAGCGAGGUGUGUGACCGGAACGACGACUGCAACGACAACAGUGAUGAGAAAGGCUGUGGUAAGCACUGCAUCAUAAAUAACACCAUGGGCUCGUACGUGUGCAAGUGUGCGCCAGGCUUCCUCCGCGAACCCGACGGACGCAGCUGCAGGCAGAACAGCAACAUCAGCCCCUACCUGAUCUUCAGCAACCGCUACUAUCUGCGCAAUCUGUCGACGGACGGCGAGGCCUACUCACUCAUUCUGCAGGGCCUCACCAGCGUGGUGGCGCUGGACUUCGAUCGGGUGGACAGACGCUUGUACUGGAUCGACGUGAGCCGGAGGGUGUUGGAGCGGAUGUUCUUUAACGGGACGGGACGAGAGGUGGUGGUCAAUGGGAUUUUGCAUGGCGAGGGCCUGGCGGUGGACUGGGUUGGGAGGAAGCUGUACUGGGUCGACAGCUUUCUCGACUGCAUGAAGGUGUCGGAGCUGGACGGCCGGUUUGUGAGGAAGUUAGCAGAACACUGUGUGGAUGCUAAUAACACAUACUGCUUCGAGAAUCCCAGAGCCAUCGUUCUGCAUCCAAAGUUUGGAUAUGUGUACUGGACUGACUGGGGAGACAAAGCCUUCAUUGGACGUGUCGGGAUGGAUGGGAAUAACAAGUCGGCCAUCAUCAUUACUAAGAUCGAGUGGCCCAACGGUCUCACUAUUGACUAUACCAAUGACAAGCUGUACUGGUCUGAUGCUCACCUCAACUACAUCGAAUUCUCUGAUCUGGACGGGAAUCACAGGCACACGGUGUACGACGGUAUCUUGCCGCAUCCUUUCGCCAUCACGGUGUUCGAGGAAAGCGUGUACUGGACGGACUGGAACACGCGCACGGUGGAGAAGGGCAACAAAUACAAUGGCUCUGGACGGGAAGCGCUCGUCAACACCACCCACCGACCGUUCGACAUCCACGUGUGCCAUCCCUACCGCCAGCCCAUAGUGACGAAUCCCUGCGCGGUCAAUAACGGAGGCUGUUCUCACCUGUGUCUUCUGCGAGCCGGAGGUCAGGGUUUCACCUGCGAGUGUCCUGAUCACUUCCUUACCGUGCAGAUAGGGGGCGUCGCACGCUGCCUGCCCAUGUGCUCCAGCACACAGUACAGAUGUGCAGACAAUAUACGCUGUAUCCCUAUCUGGUGGAAGUGUGACGGUCAGCGGGACUGCAGAGACGGGUCGGAUGAACCCUCCACGUGUCCCGUCCGGCACUGCAGACUGGGCCAGUUCCAGUGUAAUGACGGAAACUGCUCCAGCCCACACUUCCUGUGUAACUCUAAUCAGGACUGUCCCGAUGGGUCUGACGAGGACACUGUGCUCUGUGCCACGCAUCAGUGUGAGUCUCAUCAGUGGCAGUGUGCCAAUAAGCGCUGCAUCUCUGAGGCCUGGCAGUGCGACGGGGAGAACGACUGCGGCGACGGAUCCGACGAGGAUCCCGCUCACUGCUCCAGCAGGACCUGCAGACCCGGACACUUCAAGUGCAGGAACGGCCGCUGCAUCCCGCAGAGCUGGAAGUGUGACGUGGACGAUGACUGUGGCGACAACUCCGACGAGCCCAUCGACGAAUGCAUGGGUCCGGCGUACAGAUGUGACAAUCACACAGAGUUUGACUGCAGGACAAACUACCGCUGUGUUCCUCUGUGGGCCGUGUGCAACGGACACAACGACUGCAGGGACAACAGCGACGAACAAAACUGUGAGGAGUUGACCUGUGAGCCGGCGGGUGAUUUCCGCUGUGAUAACCACCAGUGCAUCCCCCUGCGCUGGCGCUGCGAUGGAGACAAUGACUGCGGCGACGGAUCUGACGAACGCAACUGCACCCCUCGUCCGUGCACAGAGAGCGAGUACCGCUGUGACAACCUGCACUGCAUUCCUGACCGCUGGGUUUGUGACCAUGACAACGACUGCGAGGACAAUUCUGAUGAAAGAGACUGCGAGCUGCGGACCUGUCACCCGGGUUACUUCCAGUGCGGUACCGGCCACUGCAUCUCUGAGCGCUUUAAAUGUGACGGCAACGCUGACUGUCUCGACUUCACUGAUGAAAGCUCCUGUCCCACACGCUACCCGAACAGCACCUACUGUCCACCCUUCCUGUUUGAGUGCAAGAACCACGUGUGUGUGCAGCAGCACUGGAUAUGUGACGGAGAUAAUGACUGCGGGGAUAAUUCAGAUGAGGAACUGCAUCUCUGCUUGGACAUCUCAUGUGAUCCUCCGUUCCGUUUCCGCUGUGAUAACACCCGCUGCAUCUACAGUCACGAGCUCUGCGACUCUAUAGAUGACUGCGGUGAUGGAACCGACGAGAGGCCGGAGCAUUGUGUGACUCCCACACAUGGGCCCUGCUCUGCAGACGAGUAUAAAUGUGGGAACGGUCAGUGCAUUCCUCUGCAGUACGCCUGCGACGACUACGACGACUGUGAAGACCAGACUGAUGAACUCGGCUGCUACUACGGCCAUGGACGCACAUGCAGUGAGAAUCUGUGUGAGCAUAACUGCACAGAUUUGUCAACCGGAGGCUUCAUUUGUUCCUGUAGACCUGGAUAUAAACCCAACCCGGAGGACAAGAACAACUGCAAUGAUGUGAACGAGUGUGAGAUUUACGGGACGUGCCCGCAGCUGUGCAGGAACACUAAGGGCAGUUAUGAGUGUUUUUGCGCUGACGGGUUUCGAUCAGUGGGAGAGCAGCCGGGAGUCGAAUGCGCUGCUGAGGGAAAUCCUCCCGUCUUGUUAUUGCCUGAUAACGUGCGGAUCCGUCGCUUUAAUCUCUCGUCAGCGCAGUACUCUGAUUAUGUGGAUAAUGCAGAGCACAUUCAGGCACUGGACUACCUGUGGGAUCCAGAAGGCCUCGGCCUAAGUAUAGUGUUCUGGACAGUGUUGGGACGAGGCUCUGAGUUUGGUGCGAUUAAGAGGGCCUACAUGACCACGUUUGAUGACCAUGGAAAUAAUCCUGUGAAAGAGGUGGACCUGAACCUCAGAUACAUCUCCAGUCCUGAUGGCAUCGCUGUGGACUGGAUCGGAGGCCAUAUUUACUGGACAGAUGCUGGGACUAAUAGAAUCGAAGUGUCGAAACUGGAUGGACGUUACAGAAAGUGGCUGAUUCACAGUGAUCUUGAUCAGCCAGCCGCUAUUGUGGUCAAUCCUGGUCUAGGUAAGAUGUUCUGGACCGACUGGGGCAGAAAGCCCAAGAUUGAGAUGGCGUGGAUGGAUGGGCAGCACAGAGAGGUGCUGUUAGAUGAAGAUCUGGGCUGGCCUACUGGUUUAGCUUUGGACUACCUGAAUGAAAACCGCAUCUACUGGUGUGACUCAAAAGAAAACAUCAUUGAAUCGAUGAAAGCGGACGGAACAGACCGUCAAAUGAUCCUAUCAGGAGACAUCGGUCACCCCUACAGUGUGGAUGUGUUCGAGGGACACGUGUACUGGACGACUAAAGAGAAGGGAGAAGUGUGGAAAAAAGAUAAGUUCGGGAAAGGAGACAAGGUGAAGGUGUUGACCAUAAACCCCUGGCUGACUCAAGUACGCAUCUACCAGCAGCACCGACACAACCACUCAGUGCUGAACCCCUGUCAGGGUGUCUGCAGUCACCUGUGUUUGCUGCGGCCAGGUGGAUACACCUGUGCCUGUCCGCAGGGCUCCACAUUGCACGCAUUCAACAAGAAUGAAUGUGAUGCCGCCAUUGAGGCAGAGGUGUCCAUGCCACUUGCAUGCAGAUGCAUGAAUGGAGGAACAUGCUACACUGAUGAGGGAGGCCUGCCGAAGUGCAAGUGUCCAUACGGUUACUCGGGUAGUUACUGUGAAAUGGGGAAGUCUAGAGGUGCUCCUGCAGGAACAGCUGUGACCGUCCUGUUAGCAGUGGUUAUUAGUCUGAUUACUGGAGCUCUGGUUGUGGGAGUUUUCCUCAACUACAAGCGCACCGGCUCUCUCAUCCCGUCAAUGCCUAAACUACCCAGUCUGAGCAGCCUGGUGAAGUCGGCAGACACAGGAAAUGGAGUGGCGUUUCAUUCAGGUGACAAUGUCACGAUGGACCUGGAGCCUCAGACUCUGGGAGUGUCGUUCAUCGACAGGGCCAUGCAGCUGGAUGAGAAUUUUGCAGACUCUGGUAGGCAGCCAAUCACAUUUGAGAAUCCUCUGUACUCGACUGCAGCCGGCCCAUCCAGCGAUCCAGCAGUAAUACACGCUACUCAGGUCACUGUGAACGUCAGCGGUGACCAGGUGGAGAAUAACUUCUCAAACCCUACGUAUAAAGCUCAUGAACAGGCAGUGGAGGUGAAGAGCAGACCUGCAGAGCAAACAACCACACAGGAGUCCAAAUGGAGUUUCUUUAAAAGAAAACUGAAGCCAAGCACAACAUUUGAAAACCCUACAUAUUCAGAGAUGCAGGAUGAGCAGACGCAUGGAGCUGCAGACGCCAGCUCUUCAUCACAGCCGUCUCCUUUCGGUCCUCCUCUCAAACCCCUGAAACGAGAGAAACUGUGCGCCUAUUCACCGACAGAGGACACCUUUACAGACACGGCCAACCUGGUUAAAGAGGACAGUGAAAUAUGACCAUCACACACGGGAAAAUACAAAGAAAAACUCCCUUUGCACAGAAUCUAUUUUUAUAUGCAGCCUGCAUACGACAGAAAUCAAUUUAAGAUUAUUUUUGAAACAAAAAAAAAAGUAUAGAUGAAAUGUUUGUAUAGCCUACAGAAAAGAGACUUUGCCUUCUGAUACUUUGUAUGCCAAUUCAUGUUGUAUGAUUCUUUUUUUAUUAUUGUUGUGAUGUCAUAUUUGUAUAUCUUUGCACUAAUGCUGCUGAAGGAGAAUGUUAUGAAUAUUUUGUACAUUUGUAAAUUGAAAAGAUUUUGUUUGAUAAUAUCCUCUGGUCAGAUGUUAUUUUGAAAUAGAUUAUUACUUAUUCCUGGAGAUUCACACACACACACACAUAUGCCAACGAUACUGAGUAAAAGUGCUUUGAGAGCCAGCUGAGACUUUGCCAUUUGAUCUGAUUAUUCGUAAAGGAAUAGUUCACCCAAAAAUGACAAUUCACCGUCUGGACAUCCAAGAUGUAGAUAAGUU
Sinocyclocheilus anshuiensis is the source of this 9411-nucleotide messenger RNA. RefSeq names its product low-density lipoprotein receptor-related protein 2-like. Gene Ontology annotation, cellular component: plasma membrane; signaling receptor complex; apical plasma membrane. The annotation marks the transcript as partial. The transcript is spliced from 51 exons. The record is from RefSeq and is a predicted model, not a curated record. NCBI's taxonomy places the organism in Eukaryota, Metazoa, Chordata, Actinopteri, Cypriniformes, Cyprinidae. Gene Ontology annotation, biological process: receptor-mediated endocytosis. Gene Ontology annotation, molecular function: calcium ion binding; hormone binding; protein binding.